AUGGCAUUCGAAUGGCUCUUAAAUAACAAGCCAAACCCCAUAUCGACCUUAUUGAAUAUUCAAAAAAGUCAGCAGACUUAUCUGAAAACCAUUUUAAAUUCCACUCAAUUCGGAAAAACUUUUUUAUUUGUGAAUGGUGUUCAUCAGAAACGUUUGCUUCAUGAUGAUAGUUUCCAGGUUUUCGUUCAACUGUUACAGAUGAUUCUUCUCGGCAACGGAAGGAUUGAUUCAUUCUGUUAUCCGAAAAUAGAUUUAUGUACAGCAAACUUUGUUAAAUAUCAAGAACAGAAAAAAUAA
This is a messenger RNA of Clunio marinus, 297 nucleotides long. The record is from the annotation of a GenBank genome assembly. NCBI's taxonomy places the organism in Eukaryota, Metazoa, Arthropoda, Insecta, Diptera, Chironomidae.